This is a messenger RNA of Talaromyces amestolkiae, 1146 nucleotides long. RefSeq lists its product as uncharacterized. The coding region runs from base 1 to 1146 and encodes 381 amino acids. NCBI's taxonomy places the organism in Eukaryota, Fungi, Ascomycota, Eurotiomycetes, Eurotiales, Trichocomaceae. The record is from RefSeq and is a predicted model, not a curated record. The transcript is spliced from 7 exons.
AUGAGCUCGCAGGUGACAGUGGUCGAUGUCAAUAGGGCCUCUGAGCUCCUCAUUCCCACCAUCCUGACCACAAUCGUUGCUUUUAUUGUGACUGCGCUUCGAAUCUAUGUGCGCUUACGACUUAUUAAGUUGCUGGACUGGGAUGAUUUCUUCAAUGUGCUAGCCAUGGCUACUACAUUCGUAGUAAUGGGUUUAGUCAUUGGCGGCACAUCCAAUGGAAUAGGACGACACAUUCAGUUCCUAGAGAACGAUAUACACGCCGCGACGUAUAGUAUCAUGCUCAUGCGAAUCGCUGAGUUUAUGUUGAUCAUCUCCACUGUCUUUGUGAAGAUCUCGAUUAGCUUGUUCCUGAAACGUCUCUUUCCUACCAGCAAACGAUGGAAGGCUUUCUUCUGGGCCUUUAUUGUGUUUAACACUCUUACAAGUCUGAUCGACGCCGCCGUCAUCUUCCCGCAAUGCACCCCCGUUGCAUUGAACUGGGACAAAACGAUUGAAGGGCAUUGCUGGUCGGAUACUGCCAUCAAUGCGCUUGGAAUCGCGCAGGGAACAAUUGCUGCCGCGACCGACUUCGUUCUUUCGAUUCUGCCAAUCGUGUUUCUCUGGAAUAUCAAGAUUAUCUGGAGAGUGAAGAUUGGUGUUUGUGCUAUUAUGGCCUUGGGUUUUGCGAGCGGAGGGUUUGCCCUUGCGCGUACUGUUUUGGUUCCUAGUUUGACUGCAACCCAUGACCCGACCUGGGAUCUAGUUCCGCUCUUCAAGUGGGCAGUACUUGAAGCAACAUUCGGCGUUAUCGCAGCAGCGGCACCCUCCGUCCGUCCUUUACUCGGCCACAACUCCGUCACAGAAUCCUACUCGAAAUCGAACUCGCGAUCGCACUCCGUUCCACUCAACACCAUGUCUCGCUCCGGGCAGAGGUCGCGCCAUCGUUCCUGGCUGGGAUCACAACGCGAUCAGAUGCAGGAGCUGCCUGACGAAGAGCCUGGGUCGGAUGGUAGCAGCCAGAAGAAGUUGUGGGAGAGCAAGACACACGGUAUUGUGAAGACGACCGAUGUGUCGGUCUUUCACUCGAGUCGCGAAGGGGGAACAGACCGGUCGAGUGAUGAGAUGCUGGUGUCGGACGCAGUGGUAUACCCAAAGCAGAGUCGUUAG